Messenger RNA from Adelges cooleyi (spruce gall adelgid), 759 nucleotides. RefSeq lists its product as uncharacterized. NCBI's taxonomy places the organism in Eukaryota, Metazoa, Arthropoda, Insecta, Hemiptera, Adelgidae. Gene Ontology annotation, cellular component: membrane. Gene Ontology annotation, molecular function: phosphatidylinositol bisphosphate binding. The record is from RefSeq and is a predicted model, not a curated record. Bases 1 to 759 code for a protein of 252 amino acids. The transcript has 5 exons.
AUGAACAAGCGACAAAGUUAUUUGGCUAUUUGGUUCUUCGUUGUUUUUGUAAUCCAAGGGAUUCGUACGUAUGAUCCAUCUGUUAGCUAUGAAAAAUUUCUCGAGAAGGAAAAUAGUAAAUACGCAGAAAUAUCUAAACAAAAGAUUAAUGAACUCAUAAAUCUUGGAGAGCUAACUGAAGACUUUCCGAUGAUAAACUGUAAAGAAUAUAUCUUGUUUUUUCAUGCUGCACACUUCAAUGUGGUAAAUGCUCGUGCCAUGAUAUUCAAACAUUAUGCACUUCGAAAACAAAUGACAGAAAUAUUUAACCGUGACGAUACAGAUCCAGAACUAAGCGAGUUGGACCAAGCUAAACGCGUCAUGAGCCAUUCGAUAUUGUUUAGCGAUUCGUAUCAGACAAUACGUGGCCUUGUUGGAUAUCGUUACAUAUACACUCGUUUCGUAGAUACAAAUCCUGCAAAUUUUGUAUUCAUCCAGCAAGUCAGAUACUUUUUCUAUAUGAUAAAAUGUAUGCUCAUAGAAUACGGAACGUUUGACGGUCUAGUUGUGAUCGUGGACGGAGCAGGUUUCACAAUGACUCACGCUAACAAAAUCAACUCUCAUCUACUCUCCCCUUUAUUGAAACUCAUAGAAGAGGCACCACUGAUGCGAUUAAAAAAUAUUUUCAUUUUAAAUACAAAUGCUGCGAUGACGACGGCAUAUAGAAUGGCCUCGCUAAGAUCUCCAGAUCUUUGUCAAAAGGUAGAAGCUUCAAAUUAG